AUGACCGCGCCUUCAUCCUCCUCAGCCUCACCAUCACACCUGAUCUUCAGGCCAGCGGCUCACCUCAUUCCUCCCCCAGACCAGUCCCUGGCUUCAAGCAGUGCAGUCCCUUUCUUUGCUCUGACAGUUCUUGCAAAGCUCUCAGUGUUGUCAGUGUCUUCUGCAGCCCUGCAGGCCUACAACCACCCCCUCCCUGCCCGCACAAUCUCUGACCAGGCAUAUGCAAAUAUGCCUAGGUUCCCUGUCAAUGGUCCUCGCGCCGCGGCGCAUUUCUGCAAUCCCAUUGUCAAUGGGAGAUGGGUCCCCGGGUACCCGCAAAAUCCGGGUAAUCAAGACAAUGUGAAUGCCAUGAAUUCAUGA
Messenger RNA from Blastomyces dermatitidis ER-3, 360 nucleotides. RefSeq lists its product as uncharacterized. Bases 1 to 360 code for a protein of 119 amino acids. Lineage: Eukaryota; Fungi; Ascomycota; Eurotiomycetes; Onygenales; Ajellomycetaceae. The transcript is spliced from 2 exons. The record is from RefSeq and is a predicted model, not a curated record.